AUGCGCGCCCGCGGCUGGUACGUCCCGGCGGACUUGGAACCUAGCCGAUUCCCAGGCCUGCGUAUCCAGUCUACCGAGGUCUUGGCCGAGCCUUUCGUCUUCUCAAAGGCGUCCAGCAACCGCCUCAAGAACAGGCCGCCCGAUGGCCGCUCCUGGCUCGCGGCCUACGUGGGCAGGCCUGACGCCUCGGAGGCAGAAGGCAUCGAAUACGCCGAGUCGCUGUUGGAUGAGCCGUUCGACGGGCUGUGCACGCACCUCAUCCCGAGGAAGAAACAUCGCAUCGCGCCCAUCGGCGCGGGGGCCGGGCUGGCUGCCCCCAACGUCCAGCUCACGGUCCCGGGCUCGCUGGGUGUGAUCGUCGGCCCGGCGGGCAGCGGCAAGUCGAGCUUCGCCCGCUUCUGGCUGGGGAUGCCCGCCCGGGCCGAGUGGGGGUCGGUGCUGUCGCACUUCCAGAGCCCCGACGCGGCAACCGCCGCGCUUUCGGCCGCGGCGCUCUCUACCAGCACGGCCACGGCCCCGCACGCCCAGCUGUCCAGGGGCGAGCAGAGCCGCGCGGACGUAGCGCGCGCCCUGGCAGCCCUGGCGCAGGGCCUCAAGCCAGAGGCACUCUCUCGUCCCAUGUGCCCAGAGGCGCGCACGCCGGCGCUCGUCCUGGAGGAGUUCACCUCGCUGUUGGACCGCGCCACGGCACAGCGGGUGGCGGCCGGCGUGUCGCGCUUCCUGCGCGCGCUGCCCGCGGCCUCUGGGCGCCCCGCCCUCGUGGUGGUGACCUGCCACGAGGACCUCGUGGGCGCCGGCAGGCUGGAGCCCGACUGGGUCUUCGAGACGAGGCCCGGGAAGCUGUCACUCCUGCGGCCCGCGUCGCCGCCCGGGCCCCUGCCCGGCGACAGCGACACUCCGGCGGGGGAGGGCGCCCGCCUGCGCGGUGUGGCGACCCCUUGCCGCACGCCCAGUCCGGACGAGGACGCGGCUGCGGCAGCCCUGGCCUCGGCCGCGGCCGCGGCCGCGCCGCCACCCAUCGGGAAGGCGACGCCCACCGGCCCGUCGGCCGCGCAGGCCUCGGCGGCAGCCCCAGGCCCCACCGACUGGCUGGCCGCGCCCCUCUGCCUGGAGCGCGUACGGCUGGAGGUGCGCAGGGCCCUCCCGUGCGAGUGGGCCCACUUCCGGGAGCACCACUACAAGGACCACACCCUCGUCGCCUCGGCCGUGGGCUGGGUCGGCCUGCUGGCCGGGCGCCCCGUCGGCUGCACAUUCGCGGUGAAUUUGGCGCCGAAUUACGUCGCCAACGGCCGCCUGGACCGCUGCCCCCAGCGCAGCUUCCAGAAGCGGACCGCCGUCGAGAACGAGGAGAGGUGGCUCGCGCUGCCGCUGUCGUGGGCGCGUCGCCCUGGGGCCCGCGAGCACAGGACGGUGGUGCACCCCGACUUCCAGGGCUGCUCCCUCGGCAGCGCCCUGAGCGACGCCGUGGCGCGGGAGCACGAGCUUCAGGGCUGGCUCUUCGCGUCGAAGACGGCCCACCCGCACUUCGGCUCCUACCGCGACCGCUCCCCCUUUUGGGCGCCGUGCCCCAACAACGGCGUGGCGCCGAAGAGCGGGGCCGCCGCCUCCUUCCACCACUUCUGGGUCGGCGCCGUGAGGCCGGACGGCACCACGGACCCCGAGCGCGAAGGGAAGCUCGCCGCUCGCAUGGUCGACGGGCGCAUCAGGGCCGCGGGCGGGGCGUGA
Messenger RNA from Prorocentrum cordatum, 1725 nucleotides. The record is from the annotation of a GenBank genome assembly. NCBI's taxonomy places the organism in Eukaryota, Dinophyceae, Prorocentrales, Prorocentraceae.